AUGGCAGCAUCACCAGAAAAGAGAAUAGAUGCCAAAUCCAAUUUAAAUCAAAUUAAAUCACAAUUGUAUGAGUCAACAACUCCUUCAUCAGGCAACUCUACACCUGAUAUAAUUGAAGAACAAAAGUUUGAGAAUGAUUUGGACUAUUUAUUGACAAAUAAAGAGAAUGGAAAUUAUGAGGAACAAACUGAAUUCGUUUCUACGAAAUAUGACGAGGUCAUAAUUUCGAAAUCCACGGAAACCAAAAAUAAAUCAAAACCCAAAACUAAGAAUAAAAAGUUUACUGUGGCUGAUGUAACCAAAGAUAUGGAAGGUCUUGAGUUCUCCAGUGACGAAGAUGUUGCUAAUGGAGACACCAUUGACAAGAAUAAAGAAGAGAAACCAAACAAACUCAAGCUGCAAAAAAGUAGAUCAAGAUUGAAUAAGAAAAAAAGUAAAUCAAAACUUAACAAAACUGUUGGAAAUGGUUCACCAGUUGCAAAUUCAGAAACCCCAAUUGAUUCUAAUCUGCAAUUAGACGCAAACAAAGAAGCAACAAAACCGAAACCUAAGAAAUCACCCAAAAAGAAGGAAACCGAGUCUGGGCAACCAGAAGAGACCCAAGGAAACAAGACACCAAAGAAAGUAAGAUCCAAAAAAAGUAGAAAUAACCUCAGACCUAAAGCUCAAUCAGAUGUCAAACCAACGGAUGCUACUAAAACUAAUGAAGAUAAGAGUAUAAUCAAUGGCAAAAAUGGGAAUAUCAACAAGGAAACACCCGAUUCAAAAAGUAAUGGCAUUGAAGGACCAGAACUGGUAGAUAACGAAGAGGAAACAAUAGAAAACGGAGAAGACGACGAAGAGGCAUUGAAACGUAAGCUUAAGAAUAAAAAAAGAAAAGAAAGAAGAAAGAAACGUAAUCAAUUAACGAAGGAGUCAAAUGGUAGUGAAAAUGAGGAGUCUGCAGUACCAUCUGCACCAACUCCACCAGCUGCCCCUUCACCUACAAAAGAAACUACUUCAAAACCAGAAGAUAAUCCAUUUGUGAUAAAAUUAAGAUCAGUGAAAAGCACCAUAAAUAAGAAAUAUUCGGAAAAUUUACCCGAAGUGCAGCCCAUCAAAACCAUCAUUGGAAUGUCCCAUCAACAAAUUCUUCAUUCAGAUUUAUCUGAUGUCAAAAUCAAAACAUUAAUGACAUCAUCGUCAGUGUCCAAAUAUGCUGCUAAUGCAGUCAAGUUUGUAACGACUCAUAAAGAUGACUUAUUUGGUAAUUUUGAAAACAAAAAGAUUUUUUUAACGUUGUGCAUUAAUAUUGCCUUGUAUGAAUCCCUUGGUUAUAAGAAAACUACUAAAUUGUACCCUAACGUUUUGGAAUUAUUUGGAGGAUACGCUGAAAUUAAUUUAGAAACAACUCGUACUAAAUUAACGCCAUCGAAAAAAGAUAUUCAUCAAAAUGAUUUAGAUUAUUCCGUAUUGUCUUAUUUUGGUCAUAUUUUGAUUUGGGCAGCUCAUCAACAACGUCAAGGUAAAGUCCCAAUUUUUGCUGAUAAAUUUGGAAUCAGUUUAACUAGUAAAGAAGUUCGCUCAAAGAUUGGUGGAUACCAUUUAUGGGAUAAAUUGUUCAGAGAAUUACAAGGAAUGAAUUCCAAAAGAUGGAAACAUGUGAUUAAGUUUAGAAAUGCCUUUCAAUACGAAGAGGAUCAGUUUAUGAUUAUUUUAAGAUUUAUGCAGAUUGAUGAAAACAUACCAUAG
This is a messenger RNA of Candida albicans SC5314, 1731 nucleotides long. RefSeq lists its product as uncharacterized. Lineage: Eukaryota; Fungi; Ascomycota; Pichiomycetes; Serinales; Debaryomycetaceae. Bases 1 to 1731 code for a protein of 576 amino acids. The transcript has a single exon. The record is from RefSeq and is a predicted model, not a curated record.